Tarenaya hassleriana is the source of this 2068-nucleotide messenger RNA. RefSeq lists its product as uncharacterized. The coding region runs from base 328 to 1683 and encodes 451 amino acids. The transcript has a single exon. Lineage: Eukaryota; Viridiplantae; Streptophyta; Magnoliopsida; Brassicales; Cleomaceae. The record is from RefSeq and is a predicted model, not a curated record.
GAAGUAAUAGUAAGAAUUCAAACAGUGUGGGAGGGUAAAUUAGGGGAAAAGAGGGAUGAAAAACAAAAGAAAAGAAAACGUAAAGGUAAAGCAAGCCACCCCCUCGAGAAGCCUAUAGCUAAGCGUCAUAGCACUCUUUCACAUCCUCUCGUCCUCGUAUAUCUUCCUCCACGAUCCCGUCCGUCGAAAAAAAAAGAACCCUAAUUUCGAAUGAAGUGAUCAUCACCACGCAAAACCCAAAUUCAAAAACUCCUUUUUUUUCUCUGUUCCUGUCGUUGUCUCUGCCGUGAUUUUUCAGGGAUUCGAGGAAAGAGUUACACAGCCGCCAUGAAUGAGAGGGGAAAGAGAGCAGUGGAGCGAAACGACGACGUUUCGUUCUCCUCCGACGUGUACAGUACCUCGUCGGAGCUUCCAUGUCGGAAGCACCCGUCGGUCUCCCCCGUCGGGAUAUGCCCGUACUGUCUGAACGACCGCCUGGUGAACCUCGUGUGCUCCGAAUGCGGCGAACAGAGGUUGUCUUCUUGUUCCUGCUCCGAUUUCUCACCCAACCGGAGCUCGAGCGCCGCCGUAGAUGUCGGUAGUGUUGGUCGGAUCUCGUUUCUGAUCGACAACGAGAAGACGGCGAACAACAGCAACAACAACCCCGAUGGGAUGAAACAGGGGAAGGCUGUGACGGCGAAGGGACAGCGAACAGAGGAAGUGAUCGUGUUCAAGAGAAGCAGCAGCAGUUGUGUCGAGAUCAAGAGGAAGAGCCAUGGGUUUUGGAGAAUCGGGAGACUUCUCCGGAGAAUCAACCCGAAAAGAGCGAUUCACGGUGGUGGGUUCGACGAAAAGAGCGAUUCCUGGGCAUUCGAUCACAACGAUGGUAAGAAAAUGGGGGUUUCGAGAUCGAGAUCGCUCUGCAGUUUCAGAGGAACCGGGUAUUUUAUCGGGUCGGAAGACGGGUCGUCGUAUUCGGGUGCGAGGAGCUCCAUUUCCGCCGCGAGGAGUUCAAGCGUCAAUGGCGGAUUAGGGUUUUGCGAUACAGAGCCGAGGAGGAGCGGUUUUGAGGGGGGAAGAAGCGGUUUCAGCGAAGCGGAGCCACCGCGGAGAAGCUUCUUCGAAGGACGGAAGAGCAAUUUCAGCGAGACGGAGCAUCGGAAAAGCAACUUCAGUGAGCCAGAGCCGCCGAGGAGGAGCUGUUUCGAGGCGAGGAAGAGCAAUUUCAGCGAAACAGAGCACCGGAGAAGCAAUUUCAGCGAGACAGAGCAACGGAAAACGUACCUCGACCCACGAAGGAGCAAUUUCAGCGAGACAGAGCAUCGGAGGAGCAAUUUCGAAGCGAGGAAGAGCAAUUUCAGCGAAUCGGAGCUGCGGAAAAGCGAGGCGGCGAGUUGCACGAGAAGGGUGUUUUCUCUGAAGGAGAGUUACUUCACAGGAGGAGAAGAACCAGGAUUCAUCGAUCUGAAAUUUGAUUUCUCGGCGUCAUCGGACAAGGACAAGCAAGACUGCUCUGUUCGGUCGUAUGGCGACGGCGUUCCCGACCACGGAGGAGGAGGGUCUUGCCGGAUGACGGCGAGGGAUGGAGAGGUGAGGAAGAGCCGACUAAGCUUCAAGGGUAAGGGAUGGAGAUGGAUUUUCGGACAUCAACAGACAGUGAGAACGAAAAAUGCAGAGGAAGAGGUUGAUGAUGAUGAAACUUGAAGACAAUAAAGAACGAGAAGCUGUCUUUGUAAUCCAAUGUCAAUCUCAGCCAAAGCUCAUGUUUUUUUUUUGUUGGGUUAAUAUUUUUAUGAUCAUCUUGUUUGUAGAAUGUACAAAAAAAGCAUCAAUACUGAUAAAUUUUCUGCUCAAUCAAAAAGGUAUCUGAUCAUGGAUUGCAAUCAUUUCUGGAUUUGCGGAACUGUCUGAACCUGUGCUUGAAGAUGAAGAAGAGCACAAAAAAAAAAAAAAAAAAACAGGUUCUUGCGGUUCCGACAAAUCUCACCUCUGAACCGGUUUGAGACCGCAUAACGUCGCAGAGUAGUGGUCCAGCUUCUUCUUCCUUGUAUCCACAAUUAUUAUACUGUGCAUGUACUCUGUGUGUUUA